This is a messenger RNA of Pocillopora verrucosa, 2046 nucleotides long. Lineage: Eukaryota; Metazoa; Cnidaria; Anthozoa; Scleractinia; Pocilloporidae. The record is from RefSeq and is a predicted model, not a curated record.
AUGCAACAGCUUAGAGAACUGAAAACAGUAAAUAAAGACAGGUUGAGUUACCUUUACAUCUCCGGAAAUCCUGGAAGUGGAAAGUCUCAACUAGCGGGUCUUGUGGCUGAACGAUUCUACAAAGAAAUUAAAGAUCUUCCAGAUGGUACCUCAUUUGUGAUGACGAUAAAUGGUGAAAGUCCAGAUACUGUGCUACAAUCGUAUGUGGCUUUUUCACGGCGUCUUAAGUGUCCCGAAUACGCGGUGACAUCCACUCUCCAUUCAGAGGAUUUGACAACAAAUGAGAAAAUCACCGAUCUUAGGGCAUUGAUCGGAACGAAAACUGGGCUUUAUACAUCAUGGCUGCUCGUAGUUGACAAUGUCACGAGUCUAUCACAUGUUCACGUCCAUCUACCCGAAGCCGAAAAUGAGAUCUCUCAGGCAAGUGCCGCCACUUAUGUCAGAGAAGUUCGAGAGACAUCUGAUUUUGGCUGGAAAGACUAUCUUGCAAAACUUGAAACAGGCCAAAGAAAUGCCAUGGAGACAUUUCUUGCCGAAGUCAACCCAAGCUAUGCAAAGUCCAUGACCACAGCAACAACACUGGCCGUAGAAACAGCUAUGGAAUCGAACAAAGUUAUGCAUCACGCAUUCAAUUUCCUGUCCCUGUGUGCACCACAACCAUUAAGUCUUAAUAUCAUUGAAGAUUUUAUCACAAGUGUGGAUAAAGAAAUUCAAGACAUAGAGAUGAUUCGUUUGAAGAUGCAAAGGUGCUCCCUGCUGAUGUUUGAAAUAGACGAAACUGACGUUUACAUUCGUGUGCAUCAGGUUGUACAUAAUUCCAUUAAGACUUUGGCUGCAGCUCAUUCGGAUGAUAAGCACAACGAGGUCGUCAGUGGAGUGAUUGGAUCAUUCAGUCGUUUUGUAAAAAAAUAUCUAUCAAGGGACAACGAUGAGUUCUAUGCUCCAAUAAACAGCAGACAUGUUACUCAUUUGAUAAAUUUAGCCCCAGAACUUGAGAGAUGUUUUUCUAAGAAGGUUAUUUCUCAAGUCGACCAAGGUGGCUUUUUGAUCAAGAACCAUGCGAUGGACCUCCAUAGAAUGAGUAUAUUUUGCUAUAUGCAUUGUGAAUACGAAACUUCAAGACGUUUCAUCGAUAUGGCAUUAGACUUAUCCAUUGUCAACGAGCACGACCCUGGCUUAGAUAUUGCAGCUAUCUACAGAGACGUGGGUGACGUGCACAAAAAGCUGGGUGACCUGAGUCAGGCAAAGGAUUAUCAUGAUCGUGCACUGGCCAUUCGUCUGAAAAAGCUUGGACCUGACCAUGUUGACGUUGCAACUUCUUACAAUAGCCUGGGUAUUGUACACGUAAAGCUGGGUGACCUGAGUCAGGCAAAGGAUUAUCAUGAUCGUGCACUGGCCAUUCUUCUGAAAAAGCUUGGACCUGACCAUGUUGACGUUGCAAAUUCUUACAAUAGCCUGGGUGUUGUACACGAAAAGCUGGGUGACCUGAGUCAGGCAAAGGAUUAUCAUGAUCGUGCACUGGCCAUUCGUCUGAAAAAGCUUGGACCUGACCAUGUUCACGUUGCAAAUUCUUACAGUUGCCUGGGUAUUGUACACAAAAAGCUGGGUGACCUGAGUCAGGCAAAGGAUUAUCAUGAUCGUGCACUGGCCAUUCGUCUGAAAAAGCUUGGACCUGACCAUGUUCAUGUUGCAAGUUCUUACAAUGGCCUUGGUAGUGUACACAGAAAGCUGGGUGACCUGAGUCAGGCAAAGGAUUAUUAUGAUCGUGCACUGGCCAUUCGUCUGAAAAAGCUUGGACCUGACCAUGUUGACGUUGCAACUUCUUACAAUAGCCUGGGUAUUGUACACGUAAAGCUGGGUGACCUGAGUCAGGCAAAGGAUUAUCAUGAUCGUGCACUGGCCAUUCGUCUGAAAAAGCUUGGACCUGACCAUGUUCACGUUGCAAAUUAUUACCAUAACCUGAGUAUUGUACACAAAAAGCUGGAUGACCUGAGUCAGCUUGGACCUGACAAUGUUGACGUUGCAACGCGUUGUUGCGUUUUAUAA